UGGGCUCAGUGAUCCAAGGUCUUUUGCAGCCUCCAUGACCCCGUGUGGUCCCUGGUGAGGAGCUCCCCAAGCACGGAGCACUGGUUUAUGGUCCAGGACCACGUGUUUGCUCCCUGACCACUGGCAGUUUUGGGGGCUUGGAGACAGAUACCAGAAUUUUGCUGAAAUGACCUGCCCCAGAGUGGGAAAAGCAAAACAGGCUGUGAAGGAGGUGGGAUGGUUUUGGAGCGUUCCUUGGAAUAAGUUUUUGUGUUGAUCAAAGAGCUUCAUUUUUCUCAGGCAGGGGAGGCUGCAGGUUGUGGUUGGAGUGUGUGGGGCUGUCUGGCAGCACUGGGGCUCGGUGACAGUGCCAUGAAUCACCUGUUCUGGGGUGCUGAGGUGGAGGUGACGCCCUGCAAUUGCAGCAUCUCGCAGUCAGACCAUGGCUGCAGCCCCAGGGCUCACCUCAGAGGCAGCAGCAGUGCAGGAACAGCCCUGAGCUCAGCUCAGAGCCCCCAGCAGUGCAGGAACAGCCCUGAGCUCAGCUCAGAGCCCCCAGCAGUGCAGGAGUGUGACCUUUGCCAGUCACCUCUCCCCUGCCAGGAAGGAGGCAGCAGAACAGAGCCUUCCCUGGGCUGCUCUGUGGCUUGUGACCCCUCCGUGCCCACGGUGCCACCUGGGGGCUCAGCAGCCCUGUUUCUACUCGGAGUGAAAGGAUUUCAGAAGCUCCUGAGUGUGUUUGCCCCCUUUUCAUCCUAUUUUUAUGUUGUCUCUCUUCCCCUUGUGCUGAAGUAUUUAAUAGGGGAUAUUCCAGGAGGGCCUGGGUGAACUCUUGGAGGCUGAAAAUGUGAUUUCAAACCACAAUGUCACCUGGGCUGGCUCAGUGAAGAGCCAACCCCUUCCCCUCACUUGGCUUCGAUUGUUUGCCACCAGCUGCUCCACAGCAUCUCCAUCCUCAGGGAUAUCCUGAGGGAUAUAUAUCCUCAGGGAUAUCCACCCCCUGCUCUCGGAGGGCAGGAGGCAGCUCUUACACACUUCCCUCUCUCCUGAGCAGUGCUGGAUGGGAUUUUCCUCCCUCCCAGUCCCCUUGAAGAGGAAGGAAGCUGCAGGUGUUUGCCCUCCCCGGGAGGCUCUGCCUGAGACCUGCCUUGUGAAGCUCUGCCUGGUUUUGUUACCUCCAAGGACAGGGUUGGGUAGGAAACUCAACCUCCCACCCACCUUUUAUCUUCCUGAAAUGAUUUAUUCCCUCUAGGUGGAGGCUGCCGUGGCCUGUAUGACCAACAGCCAACACUGUGGUUUGGCAUCUUGUAGUGACUUGUGCUCCUUCCCUGCUCACAGGGGCAGGGAAUUUCUGUCCAGACCCGUUCCUCUCCCGAGCUGUGCCCACUGUGGUUCCUGCUGGCAGCAGGGGGAAGCAGCCAGGCCUCAAAGUACAGCAGCUGCCUCCUGCCACAAGUUUGGAAUUUUCUUCUGUAGUGCCAGUUAUCAGCUGGCUAAACUAGGACACUCUCAGGUAGUGUUUUCUCCCCUUCCUUGAUGAUUAAAUCAAACACAAAAAGCUGUUUCGGAGCUUCUUUUAAGGGAGCUGUCGUGAGGAUCUAAAAAUACUGGCGGGGUUGGGGCAGGUCACCUGCAGGAGGGUUGCAAGCUGGCUUCCUUCUCCUCCUCAGCCGCGUUUCUCUGCCUCAUUGCUCCAGUUGCAACACGUGGCCAGCUCAGCUGAGGUGGAGGCCAGCCUCGGGCAGAGGCUGCCGCGCUCACACCCGGCCCUGUCAACACGUCUCGGUGCCCAUGGGUGACUCCAUGGGUGACUGCAGCGUGUGGAAAGGCAGGGAGCAGCCCAGGGAGGCUCCCUGGUGCGUGUGGGGCAGGGCAGGGCCUUCUCCUGGCAGGAAUGUGGCCCUGCCGGCCAGCCCUGCCCCUGGCUCGGGGCUCAGCUCCCCCGGGAUCGCCCCGGCCGUGGCCACUGCUGCUCCUCUGCCCGGCAGGUUUGGCCUGCUCCCUGCCUGGAUCCAGGAAUACUUGCUGUGGAAUCGCUGUGGAAUCUGUGGGGUUUUACCCUCACAGGUGGUUUUUUGCCUGCUGAAGUGGUUAAAAUGAGCGAUGAGCGCCCCGUGCUGGAUCCACGGCCUGCUGAAAUAGACAGACGGUUGGAAAAGAAGCUGAAGAUCACACAGAAGGAAAGCAGAAAGUCCAAAUCUCCUCCCAAAGUGCCGAUCGUGAUCCAGGACGACAGCCUUCCCGCGGGGCCCCCGCCCCAGAUCCGCAUCCUCAAGCGGCCCACGACCAACGGCGUCCUCAGCAGCCCGCACUCGGCCAGCCGCCCCACCUUCCCCGUCAAAUCGCUGGCGCAGCGCGAGGCCGAGUACGCCGAGGCCAGGAAACGCAUCCUGGGCAGCGCCAGCCCCGAGGAGGAGCAGGAGAAGCCCAUCCUGGACAGGCCGCCGCGGAUCUCGCAGCCCGAGGACAGCCGGCAGCCCAACAACGUGAUCCGGCAGCCGCUGGGCCCCGAUGGCUCGCAGGGCUUCAAGCAGCGCAGAUAGAGGCGGAGGCGCCGUUCCGCCGGCACGGACACACGCACCCGGGCCAGGGCACCUCCCGGGGUGAUUUGCACUGUGACCCUUUUGCUCUGCCCACUGUGACCUUCAGCCCCACGCACUGUGACCUCCCCUCUCCACCCACUGUGAGCGGCCGUCCCGGCAGGGCUGUCCCCGCGGCCGGGGGACACGAGGGGCCGUGCCGGACUCGGCCGGGCGCAGGGAGUUGUGCGUGUCCCACUCGGGUCGGAGCAAGCGCCAGCAAUAACGUUUGUUGUACUCGAAACCUGGCAUUUAAGGAAAAAAAAAAAAAAAAGAUGGGAAGCCUCCCCAGCCGCGCAUGUUGUCCUCAUCACUUCCAGAACGAGUUCUGUUUCCAAGGAUUUUAGGUUCUUUUAUUUGGUUUUCUCUUUGUUUUCUGUAUCUUGGAUCGGCGGAGUGCGUGGGAAGGGUUUGAGCCAUUUGUUUGAAUCCAGAAAGGUAGCUGAGUGUUACAAAGGAAUUCCAAUGGAUUUCCAUGAAUGUGAUGGCUUGGGGAUGACAAGCUCAUGCUUUUCCUUCUCCAUUUCCACUGCCAUGGAAGCGAACUCCUGGAUACCCCCAGGUACCUCGGAGUCAGACCCAGUUCACAUCUUGCUCCUGUUAAAGCUUGGCUCCGAUUCCCUGCUGGCUUUGAGGAGAAGCUUAAAAUACAUCCUUUUUGGGUUCUUUUGUGUUUGGGGAGAAGGGAAUGCAGAGUGACCCCGUGCAAAUGCCUGCUGUCCGGCCGUGGAGGGCCGGGCGGUGAAGAAUUACAGAGAUGUGAGGAGGAGGAGGAGAGGCUCCGGCGCUGCUGCGGCCGUGACGUCGGGCAGUGGGAUAUCCCGAGGGGCCGGCCUGGCGGCGCAGGGACAGUAUGAGCUCUCCCAGAAUGGCAGAACUGGGAACCAGACCAGCCUUGGGGAAAGCCUGGAUGAUCCCCCCAUCUCCCUGGAGGCAGCGAGGCUUCAGGGAAGGGAUCGUCCUGCUUGGGCUCCCGGGAAGAGGACGGGGAGGCUGCUGCUCCCCAGGAACGGAGAUGUUCCCCCUGGAUGAAGCUGAGGAUCACUUGAUAUCAAGGGAUUGGAUGAACACUAAGCGCUCUUCCUGGAGGGGCCAGGACCUGGAGGCCCGGGUGGUUCCCGAUGGAUUCCUGCAUCCGGGUGCUGCCUUCAGUAGGUUCAAGGGGGAACGAGCCAAUCUUGAUGUGAACGAAAAGCCCUGUGUGGAAAUGAGGCUGAAAUCCCACAGAAAUGGGAAAAUAGAAACUACCUGUGUAUCCAAGUGAUCCCAGGAACCUUAAUGAGCUCCUCACAGCUGGUUCCGGGUGGGCCGGGAUUCCCCCGGGAUUCCCCCUGGGAUCCUGGGCACUUUUGGAGGAUCUCACUCAUCCCCCUCAGCCUGGGGGCCGGGAUGAGCUCCGAGAGGGAGCAGGAGGGAGAAGGACAUCAGCAAUAACUGUAGUCACUGCGCCUUUCCUUAACUAUUCCUAAAAAUAGCCUCAAAUAGCCAAAAACCUCCCAAAUCCACCGGAUUUCUGGAGCGGCCGGUCGGCGCCGCAUCGCUGCCUCCUCCGUGUCCAGCACCGAAAUUCCACCUCCGGCACCGAAAUCCCCUUUUCCAGCACUGAAAUCUCCUUCUCCGGCUGCUCCUGCUGCAUCCCGGCGCCAGGACACGGUGCCCAGGACACGGUGCCCAGGACACGUCCCGCCCGCGGGCAGGGCUCGGCGGCGUUCCUGUGGGAAGCGCCUUCAUCCCGAGGAGGGGGAGGAUGGACGCGGCACCGCGUGUUUCUGCCCCCCCCCCAAAAAAAAAAUAAAAACAAACCUGCGCCGGAAAGAAAACGUUUUAUAAAUUGUAUUUUAAAUAAAUGUCUUUAAACUUUU
This is a messenger RNA of Vidua chalybeata, 4420 nucleotides long. RefSeq names its product SUZ RNA binding domain containing 1 (gene SZRD1). NCBI's taxonomy places the organism in Eukaryota, Metazoa, Chordata, Aves, Passeriformes, Viduidae. The coding region runs from base 2076 to 2522 and encodes 148 amino acids. The record is from RefSeq and is a predicted model, not a curated record. The transcript has 4 exons.